This is a messenger RNA of Aspergillus homomorphus CBS 101889, 1241 nucleotides long. RefSeq lists its product as uncharacterized. NCBI's taxonomy places the organism in Eukaryota, Fungi, Ascomycota, Eurotiomycetes, Eurotiales, Aspergillaceae. The record is from RefSeq and is a predicted model, not a curated record. The transcript has a single exon. The coding region runs from base 121 to 1032 and encodes 303 amino acids.
CUUCAAUCCCCAUCAACCAACAAUACUCAAAUUUCUAGAACACCACUAGAAAUCCACCAAGUGAACAACACCCCAUCUACCACAAUCACCACCAAAAGAGACAUCCUUUCCACAGCGAAGAUGAUCGAACUCCCCCGGUGCUCCAAGCACGAGGAGCCCUCCCACGGCGAGACCUGCCAGGAAUGCCUGGCGGUGCUGAACUCGCGCAUGGAGAACCUAGGGCUGCCGCUGAUCCCGGACAACUCGCGGCGCUGCUGCGGAACCCACCGGUGGCUCAAUGGGAUCUGCGCUAGCCCCGAAUGCCCUCGGUAUCAAGCGCAAGUGAAGCGCGAGGCGCGGGCCCACGAACCGACCGUUUUCCUUCCUUCGCGGUUCCUGGUCGAGGGAGAGGACAGUCGCGGGGGUGACGACGGCCAUCGACGCCCGCAGUUCCGGAGCUGCGUUUAUCAGGUCAUGACCAAGCGGCAGAAGGCGCUCGUGCGCGAGUACGAGGACUCCCUGCCGGAAAAGCAGCUUUAUCCCGUUACGACGACCGGUGCCGUCGAUGGCUGCCGGAUUGAGUUGGAGCGGUUCAUGGAAGGCGGGGACGAGGAACUCGAGGGAGAGGAUUUAGUGGACCUCUUGGUUAGCCGACGCAUGCAGUUUGAGCGCCAGAUGCUGGAGUGGGAGCUGCUGAAGGAGCUGGACAAUGAUCAUGAUAAUAGGACAGCCUCUGAGCAUCACAAGGGCGACACCGGCCUUAGAGAUCGAGCGUUCAAGCGGCUGCAGGCUUCGGGCUGGGAAACUGCCCUCCCAACUAAACGCGGUAGUCCACAGGAUAUCUUGCGUUAUCUGCUGCAUGUCUUCGAGCCGGAGCGUUACGAUGACUUCAUCGAUGAGUUCGGAGAUCGAGGACUGAGUCCUAGCACGAUCAAGGCAAUUAAAACUGGGCUACUAAAUCUUUUAGCUGAGACACGGCCUAAUCACUAUAAGCUGUGUAAGCAGUUGCAUGCGCAGCCGCAGCUCAAUUACAAGCAGGAGGUGAAGUUGUGAUUCUCGUUCUUUAACAUAAUGUCGGCCCUGUUUUUCGUCUUGCACCGCAGGUUCUCCCUGCCUUUGACCAGUUCAUAAGCCUCCCGUUUCCAGGCGCCGGGCUCGAGAAUCUCUUAUUCUAUCAGCGUAAUAAUACCGCUGAGCCCCCCUGGUCCUCAAUCUUGCAUUUCUCCAUGUCUUUGAGCAGUUUGAUAGCAUUUUAAGCAUAU